Pieris brassicae (large cabbage white) is the source of this 5091-nucleotide messenger RNA. It is a transcript of the gene stau, whose product is annotated as double-stranded RNA-binding protein Staufen homolog 2. Lineage: Eukaryota; Metazoa; Arthropoda; Insecta; Lepidoptera; Pieridae. The transcript has 18 exons. The coding region runs from base 174 to 2552 and encodes 792 amino acids. The record is from RefSeq and is a predicted model, not a curated record.
UAUCCAUUGGCCAAAUCCACAAACACUUUUAAACAUGGCCGCAUGUUGAAUGAAACGAUUUUCUUUACUGUUCGCCAAAUAAACUUUUAGUUAUACAUUAAUUUGGGUGUGUACAAUUUUGUCAUCGUAUUGAUCUAAAAUACAAUACUAUACGUCUCGACGCGAUUACAAAGAUGAUGCAUCAUCCGAAUAUGCACCAUCAACCGAUGUCGGGACAUCCGCCCCAGCAUCUUCCGACCCACCAGGGCAUGACUGCACAUCAUCAGAUGCCGCCGCAUCAAAUACACAGAGAGAACAGGCACGUAACAUUAACUAGAGUAACACUGGGUCCGUCAGCGGCGGGCGGUAGCAUGGGAGGGCAUGGUCAGAUGAGCGGCAUGGGAACCAUGACCGUGGCACCGCACCAUGCUGCCGGUCAGAGACCGCCUCACGCCAUUCGCGCCAUGCAUCAUCCGCCCGCACAACAUCAUAGUAUGCCACCGCCCCAAAGUCGCACGCUCCGUCGGCCCUACAUGAGCAGCGGAUACGGUGGCGUGCCCGGAUACGUGCCGCCGCCGCACGCGCACGCAGAACACAGCGCUCACACCACACAUCAGGCUCCUGGUCUGUGCAGGCCACCUUCUCCUAUACGGCCGAUGCAGCCAAAGCUAAGUUCAGAUUUUGUAACGACAAUGACAGCGACGGCAAGCGUAACCACCGAUCAGUCGAAUGAAGAGAGCGUGAGCGGAGCGGAUGCGAAGAGCGACGAGGAGCAGGCGGCGGGCGAGAGCGAGGCGCCCCGCCCGUCGCCUGCACAGGCCAACAGUAAAGAGAAGACGCCCAUGUGCCUGGUCAACGAGUUGGCCAGGUACAAUAAGAUUAAGCAUCAAUAUCGCCUCACAUCAGAGACAGGACCCGCUCACAAAAAAAUAUUCACAGUAACACUUCGCUUGGGUGAUACUGAAGAAUACACCGCUGAGGGGUCCUCUAUAAAGCGAGCGCAGCACGCGGCAGCAAGCGCGGCCUUAAGCGGCACUCGCUUCCCGCCGCCACCGCCAAGGGCCGCUCCCACUCACGCUUCACAUUCGCAUCAUCACAGGCAUGCUGGUGCAGUAAUGCCAACGGUGGAGCUAAACGCGCUUGCUAUGAAGCUGUGCAAGCCCGCCGUGUACACAUCGGUUCCACCAGUACCAGCCCCACGGCCGAGAGCUCGCCUGCCUCCACCCUACCGCUUGCCCUUCUUGCCGCCUUACCCGCACCCGCCUAGGCUUAUGGAGCCCGGACCGCAGCUGCUCUAUAGAUUUCGUGUAUGCGUAGGCGAUCGUGCGUGGUUGGGUGAGGGCAGUACGCCUCAAGCAGCCAGACACGAUGCGGCUGCUCGAGCCUUGGUCGACCUGAGGCCUCAACAUCACGAAACACCACCACAGCAUCCGGAUACACCUGGAGAAAGCGAAGCGGACCUCCUCAACUCGGAUGUGAAGUCCCCGGUCUCUUUGGUUCACGAGUUGGCUCUCAAGAGAAAUCUCAACGUCACAUUUUCCGUAAAAUCGGAACGUGGACCGCCACAUAUGAGGGUUUUCAUAACGAUUUGCAAAGUGGGCGAAAUGGAGACGGAGGGAGAGGGCAAUGGGAAGAAAGUGUCGAAGCGUCGCGCUGCUGAGCGGAUGCUGGAGGAGAUGCGCCGGCGCUGGCCCGCGGCUGCCUUACGUACGAGGCCCACUGUGGACAAGCGACGGCAUCCCCCGGCUAAGAAGAAGCCACGGAAUUUAAUUAAGGAAGGGGCGACGGGCGAUACAUCAGAGACAGGCGGUGGUGGUGGGGCCCCAGACAAUCCGAUCUCUAGAUUAGCGGUCGCAAGGCACGCUGUUAGGGCCCGAUCGCCACAAUACCGCGUCUUGGAGGAACGUGGGGCCGCCAGACGACGCGAGUUCUUGGUACAGUGUGAUGCCCCACCGCAUAGUGCCACGGGUCUGGGGCCAAAUAAGAAGACUGCGAAGCGACGGGCUGCGCAUAAUGUACUUUUGGCGAUGGAAAUGGCGAAUGGCGGUGAACCGGGUUCAUUGGCAUCUGCAACUGAGGCUACAACCAACGGGGAAGUGAAACCUGCAACUGAUGGAAAACGGAAGGAUGAAACUAGUGGUGACAUGCGACAACCAGUACCAGGAGUUUUGAUGGUGGACUACCACGCCAGAUCUGGUCAACCAGUGCAGACCAAUGGAGUUAAAGCGAGCGAGAACAGCGCUUUAGGGGGCAGUGGCGGAAACACGCCAGGCGCUAAAGAUCAGCUGAUGUACCUGGCACAGCUCUUGGGCUUCACUGUACAAUUCUCCGACUUCCCGAAGCGCAACCACGGCGAGUUCCUGUCUCUGGUGUCUCUGUCAACGGAGCCGCCCGUGAUGUGCCACGGGGGAGGGGCCUCCACGGCGCAUUCGCACGAGCAGUGCGCUCUGGCCGCCUUACGCGCCCUUGCCGGCAUGGGGUUGGAUGCGCCUGCGCAGGCUCCCACGGCACAAUUGCAGAGUAGCGGUAUAUCAAACGCCAAAAGCAACGCGAUUAACGGCAUGGCCGAGUGACCCACACCUGACGCUGCAAUCGACCCACGCAAUAUUAACAUGUGAAUAUUCAGCAAAAGUAACACAAUUCCAUAUAUUCACGAUUUUUGAUCUCGGGUCAAACUCAUUUUGACGUUGAAUAGAAUGAACUCCUAUGUUAAGGUCAUUUGCCGUGUGAAACUGUGAAUUCAUUACUAGCAAACUUCGAAAUGUAUUCGGAGAUAAUAAUACAAACAAACUUUCAAAUCUCUCCAUGUAUCUGUGACUUCCUCGAUGAAUGUGAUUAUUUUAAUUAGAAAAAAUCCAGUUUAAAACUAGACAAAUAUUAUAAAACAAUUGUAUAGAUUUAUUGUUAAUAAUUGCAAAGUUGUACAGUUUCAUGCGGACAUUUUGACAUGUUCAUUCUCUGUUGUUCUUACUAUUAUACGAUUGUGUAUUUAUUUUUCGAAUAAGUGAAUCUUUGUUAACUGAUUUCACGCCGUGGUUAAGGUGAAUCAAAAUAUAUUAGAAAUUAAUUAGUUAAAAUUCAGCCAAAGCGGCUCAGCGAGAUGAUAGAUUAGGUAAUUUAGAUUAAAACUCAGAGUGGUCACUUCUCAUACCUUGUCGUUUAGCGGAAAUUUCUGCGCCUGCGCAAACUAUCGAAUCACUUUUUUUAAAUAUCUUUAUCGAUUGUCUUUUUAGAGAACGGGUAAAGUCGGAACCUAAGGACACUUAUCUUUUUUUAUUUCUUCUCUUCUCAACUCUUCUUUCUUCCUCUUCUUUUGUCUACUUUUGGUUUUAACUGAAGGCAAAUAUACGUUUUUAAUUUGUAUGUAGCAUAAAUGUACCAAUUUGGUAAUAUUUGACCCUUGUUUGGAAUUAACAUUUUCUCUAAACGGCUCAAAAGGAUUAAUUGGUGCUAAUUCUAAUAUAUUCCACCGAGAACUACCAAAAGUUCUCGUUCAUUCUCGUCGUUGAAGAUUUCCAAAGCUCUCAUUCCUAUCAUGUUUUAGAAGUAUAGGAUUUCAAUAAAAUGUUUUAAAUCCCUUUUAUAAAAUGCAUAUAGUAUUUAAAAACUUAGGGUCCGAUUCAAAGUCGAGAUGUAGCGCUGAGUAUGACUUUGGUCAAAUACGUAAAGGAUUUGUAUCGACUCUGAGUGAAAGACUUUGUAAAAAAUAUUAAUACAAAGAUAUGUUCGCCUUACGUAUACGUACGUACGUUAAUUUUCGGAUCGAAAUUAUUGCUUAGUGAUUGAAUCAGAAUUAGCACUAGCAGCGAAGUGUCCGCUCUGAAGGGGCGUGUUGCAUCAUGCGGCCAUGAUGACAUAGCUUUCAUCGCCUCACUUCACGAUAUGGGCCUGUUUUCAUAGAACCGCUAUCACCCUGUCAUUAUCUACUGUAAGCGCGAAUUAUGACAUCCGUAUGUCAAAUCCAUAUGACGUACGUCAUACUUAGGGCGCGAAGUAACUUUUUUUACUCAUACGCGAUUAAUAAUUGUAAAUUCACUUGUUUGGCCUCGUUCAUGAUAAAGCAUUGUGAUGAUGCCCUCGACGUUUUGACGUGUUUAAGAUUAUUGCUAAUAUUUUGAGGUUUUUUGUAAAUUUUGCUGACUAUAUUUAAAAAAAAACGAUGGUUUAUUGAAUAUUGUCUAUUGAAAAUUACCUGAAGAAUAUGGUAUUUGUAUUAUAUUAAAAUCACAUAAUUUUUCGCGUUUCCAAUCGAGUUAAAAUAGAGUUUAUUAAUUCAUCUCAAGACCACGAAAGUAUAUUUAUUACUUUCGAGCGAUUAAUGUAAUAUUUUUUGGUGUAUGCAUUUGUAUGAAAUGGGGCCCAUCGCAAGUUCACCUUUCACCAGACGUGGAGUGCGGCGAUUCGUUUGGCCUCGAUUUUUAACUUUGACCCUACGCUAUGAAAUGUGUAAUUUUAGAUAUAAGUCCUCAAUAAACACUUAAUUUACGCCCCUCGUCUUAGGAGGCUUGGUCAAUCGUCGUUUCUCUAGAGUCGUCGAAGCUAGAAGGAUCGCUCUCUAGUUUUGCGAUGGUUUACGGGAUUUUUGAGUUUUACUUGUCACCUGGUAAUAAUGUCGAACUUUGACUGGACGAUUUUCCAAGCGAUUUUGAAUAAGGUAAAUGUCGCUUAACCGUAUGUGUAGCCAUUGCUGUUAUUGCUGUUUAGUGUAACCGGAGUAUUUGCGUAAAUAUGUGCUUUAUCAGUACAAUUGAUCGGUAAUGUUAUAGUUAUUUAUUUAGAUUUAAUGCUGUUAGCCCGAAGGGACCCGAUCAUUUGUAGGAUACCGAUUGUACAUUUCAUUGUAAUGGGUCCGAACGAUUCUUUUAAUUUAAGCUCCGUUACGAAGAUUGUGCGACUUUAAAUCGAGGCCAUUGGUUCAAUUUCUUCAUGUUGAAUGUUGCACAAGUGACAAAGCAUAAAGAAAUUCAGUUGUUUUAUUUAACUGAGACGCCAUAGGGGCAUUUUUUUAUUUAUUUUGUCCUAAGUGAUUAAUAUUUUAUAUACACCAGGAACAAGUCCCAAAUUAAUUUGCUGUUUCAUUAUUAAACAAAAUAAAUACGAAUAUAAUUACAA